AUGACCCAGCUUGACUAUAGCCUUCCUCCGCCGCCGUUUGGGCAUGAGAUGCUAAAGUAUUUUGCCUUCGACCCGAAUUACGUGAAUCUCAACCACGGCUCGUAUGGUUCCCUUCCCCUCCCGGUGCUUGCGGCUUGCAAUGAACUCACUAUGCGCGUUGAAUCCAACCCUGAUCUAUUUGUCCGCAUCCACCAGACUGCACUCAUCACCGAAUGCCGCGAAUUAAUCGCCAAAUUCCUCCAUACCAAGACCAACGAAGUAGUUCUUGUGCGCAACACCAGUCAUGGCAUCAACACAAUCAUGCGCUCUUUCGAUUGGAAUGCUGGGGAUGUUAUCGUCACUUGUAAUACGACCUACGACGCCAUGUCAGCUCUUGCGCGUUUUCUCGGUGACGGACCGGCCCAUCCAGCGAUCUCACAACUCGUUAUUCAAUGGCCGACGUCCCAUGCUGAUAUCAUCGCGAGGUAUCAAGCUCAUCUUCGUGCAAUUCCCCGACAUAGCGGCCAAAAAAUCGUCGCAAUCAUUGAUUCCGUUACCUCCGUUCCGGGCGCACUCAUGCCUUGGCAAGCGCUGGUGAAGCUCUGUAAAGACGAGGGAGUCUACAGUGUUAUAGAUGGCGCGCAUUCCAUUGGCCAGGAGCCAGAUAUCAACCUCGGAGAUGCUGAUCCCGACUUUUGGGUCUCGAACUGUCAUAAAUGGCUGUUUGCCAAACGCGGAUGCGCCGUUAUGUUCGUCGCGGAACGAAACCAAGGGAUUGUUAGGUCCUCCUUCCCAACGUCCAAAGUGUACAUCUCCCCUCCAGCACGUUCUUAUCCUGGAGAGAGCUUUGUCGAACAAUAUAAUUGGAAUGGAACAAUUGACUUUGUCCCGCCGCUUAGUAUCAAGCCAGCUCUGGAGUUUCGUCAAUGGCUCGGUGGUGAAGCCAAGAUCAGCAAAUAUUGUCGCGAUAUGGCACUGCAAGGCGGAGCACACCUUGCUGCCCUGCUGGGCACGCGAGUAAUGGACCAGAGUGGCGAAUUCACCCUCAACAUGGCUAAUGUCCAAAUCCCACUUCCGCCGACCAUCCAACCAUCGGCCGCCAUCGGCGACGCGUUUAACCAAAAGAUGCUCUUACCCACGAGUCGCAAAACCAGAGUGAGCGCGGGGGUGUACUAUCACAAUGCUGCAUGGUGGGUUCGGUGUAGCGCGCAGAUAUGGACGCAGCUGGAGGAUUUUGAAGUUCUUGCCUCUGUCCUCAAGGAAGUUUGCCUGGAAAUCACGCACGAGUUCCAGGCAUAA
This is a messenger RNA of Mycena indigotica, 1278 nucleotides long. RefSeq names its product Aminotran-5 domain-containing protein. NCBI's taxonomy places the organism in Eukaryota, Fungi, Basidiomycota, Agaricomycetes, Agaricales, Mycenaceae. The coding region runs from base 1 to 1278 and encodes 425 amino acids. The record is from RefSeq and is a predicted model, not a curated record. The transcript is spliced from 9 exons.